Messenger RNA from Staurois parvus, 313 nucleotides. The record is from the annotation of a GenBank genome assembly. Lineage: Eukaryota; Metazoa; Chordata; Amphibia; Anura; Ranidae.
UCCAGGGAGAGCGGAUAUAGUGAAUGCGGUCCAGGGAGACCAGAUAUAGUGUGCAGGGUCCGGGGAGACCAGAUAUAGUGAAUGCGGGGUCUGGGAGACCAGAUAUAGUGAAUGCAGGGUCUGGGGAGACCAGAUAUAGUGAAUGCAGGGUCCUGGGAGACCGGAUAUAGUGAAUGCGGGGUCCGGGGUGACCGGAUAUAGUGAAUGCAGGCUCCGGCUGAGCGGAUAUAGUGAAUGCGGGUCUAUACUGUGUGCGCUCUGUGCUGUGUGUGCAGGCUAUGCUGUGUGCGCUCUGUGCAGUCUAUGCUGUGUG